Messenger RNA from Aspergillus mulundensis, 2145 nucleotides. RefSeq lists its product as uncharacterized. The transcript is spliced from 3 exons. The record is from RefSeq and is a predicted model, not a curated record. The coding region runs from base 1 to 2145 and encodes 714 amino acids. NCBI's taxonomy places the organism in Eukaryota, Fungi, Ascomycota, Eurotiomycetes, Eurotiales, Aspergillaceae.
AUGCCCACAAGAGUUCCUCGAGUGUCUCGACUCUUGCUUCAGAGCCGUCGCCUCUACGGUCUGCCCAGGCCAUUGACGCAUGUGCGCCAUAAUCAUACUGGACCCCCUUUCUACGGUCCUAAACUCAGAAAUCCAAAGCGAAACAUCUCACCAUUUAUUACUGCGCGACAAUCACACACAAGCCCUUCUCCGGGGUGGCCGACUUGGAAUUUCGAUGUCACACAGAUCAAAACUACCGGCUCUAAGCUCCUUGAACCGCAUUGGGCGAGUCAGGACUUGUCUGUUGUCGAUAAUUUAAUCGACCAUCAGACUAUCCGCCAAUUUCUUAUGUUCCUGGGGGACGGUAUACUGCCCAAUGGAAAGAAGACUAGUCUCCGUAUCAUGGAUGAAGAGGAGGGUGAUUUGUUUCUGCUCCCAAGCGCAGAAUGGGCCCCCGCUCCCUUUAACAGCUGUACCGUCACCAUCAUACAUAAAUUGAAGGACCGAAUUGGGAAGUUUGGAGACACUAGCAGGCUAUGUCGUGUUGGCCAGAACAUCCACUCACUCAAGCGUCAGCUCGAGGAUGGUAUUGUCCCCAUGCCGGACAGUCGAUGGAUUGAAAAGGACCUCAAUAACCCCAAGCACUUCAACACCGCGCGUGAGCACCUGACGGCUGUCCUUGUUGUCUUUGAGUAUCUAAAUACACCUGAAGUUCGCGACAAUAUGCGUGGUACCUUUAACUUGAUAGCGGGCGACUUGCAAGAGCUCCAGGAUGCCUUGAACGCUCGUCGCAAGCUCCAGGAUCCAAAUGGGAAUAUACUGGAGCUCAAUCUAGUUGGCUUGUGGGAAGCAUUCAUCCGCGCAAAAUACGAAAUCAUGACUGCAACUGCUCAUUCUUGGGUUCUUUCUCGCGUGGCCGAAUUGCGAGAUCACACUAUAAACGAGUUCUGCAACGUGCCCCAAGUGGUUGAGAAGAUGGAUUCAGAGGAGACCAAGGUCUACCAAGACCGAAUACAGAAUCUUACGGAGAUUACCGCAAUGGCUGAUCUCAUGAUUUGGAUGUCCAUGGACGGCUAUACCGGUUACCAACCCCCCGCCGAGGUCACACCCGGGCUACACUAUCCCGGCUUGGACGCCCAAAAAAAGGGCUACCAGGGAAGAUAUGAAGAGCUAAUUCAAGCACUGCAUAACAGCUCUUCUGCGUACCAGUCAGAGCCUGGGCGAUUGCAGACGCUAGCUGCUCUUCGUGUCCGCUUCUCGAUACUCGUAGCGGCACAGGAUAUGCUUCGGAAAGAAAUACGUGGACGAUUGCCCCCACAGCCUCCGCUGGUCCAUUGGAUAGAGUAUGUUCUCAAGUCUCACGAGUAUGACUUGAAAAAUCCACAGCUGCCGGAAGUAGCUCGCCGUGAGUUCGGGUUUGCCAUCUACCGUGCAGCCUACAAGGCCUCCGACGAAGAAUGGCAGACUGUGAAGAGGAACAUGGAAGCCCAUAUAUUGCACUGGGGAAACAACAUUCAGGGCGCAGAUGAGGUUAAGCCGCUCCUCAGGCUCCAUUGGUUCGAUUGCAAGGAGUUAGGCCUGGAUUUCAGUGAUACCGCGGCCGCAAAAAGGCACUUCCAGCAAUGGCGAGAGUCGGACUCAUAUCGAGAAAAGAUCAACACAGACGUCUUCCUCAUGAUCGAUGACUGGAGCGCAGCCUCCUACAGAUACGAAACCCACCCGGCGAUUGAAUCUGCCGAGAAAGUAUUCCCAGGUAACAGCGCCUUCCGCGGCCACCUCCUAGCCGUCGACGCAGACUUCGACUCAGACUCGGUCCCCGAAAGUGAAGUUGAUCACAGCGAGAGUCAUGACGAAGACAGACCCGUUCGUUAUCAGUAUGCCCCCGGCUACGUGGGACACAUGCGUAUUCUUGGUAAUCUCGUCUGGAGCGAGCUCUUCGCGAUGCUUACAACGCACUCUGCGCGUCUUACGGAGUUGUGGCCGCUAGCCAUGGACAACCCGCAGAGGAUUUAUACGGGGCAGACGGUGCCAUGUCAACUGCAUGAGUGGAGAGAGCAGAGCUUGAUUGCAAGUCCUUUGAAAGAUGGGUUUGGGAAGUGGCUUAAGGACAAAGACCCUAGGAUGGCGGAGCAUAUCAAGAGGCUCAGGGCGAUGCAUGUAAUUUGA